GGAGCAGCAGCGAGCGGCGGGCUGAUACAGCGGGACCGGCUGGGACUAGUUCUCAGGCGUGAUUUGGAAAGAUAACGCUACAUACGGGGAGCCCGGGGAACGAAAAAAAAAAGAAAGAAAAAAACACCCACAGAGACAGCUUUUUAAAAACCACGGAGCCGCCACGGUGACAACAUGAACCCGACAGCUGCGGAGGUAAUUACCCGCCGCCGUCGAGUGUAGCUCCGCGGCCGCAGCUGGACCUUGACGGCGGCGUCACUUCGGAGCCACGGGAAUCUUGUUUUUUUUUUUUUUUUUUUUUAAUGGGACACAACCGGGGCUUCCCCCACCGCUCCGUCGUCUGUUUUCCCGCCGUGACAGCCUCCCCUUCGGCUAGUAUCGACUCAGCACCGAGGUCUCCGCGUCUUAUGGACUCGGAACAGUAGUUUUUUCGAAGCUUUUUCUGCCGCUCGGCGGACUGACGGACGCGGCAGUCAUGUUCGCGGUGCGCAUCGUCACCGCAGACUACUAUGUGGCAAGUCCCCUCAAAGACCUGGACGUGUGCUAUUCUGAAUUCAGGGAGAGCGACGUGAAGAAAGUGCCGGUGGUGCGGAUAUUUGGAGCGACACCAGCAGGCCAGAAGACAUGUCUCCACCUCCACGGUGUGUUCCCUUACAUCUACGUGCCAUACGAUGGCUAUGCGCAGAAACCAGAACGAUACCUGCGGCAGGUGGCCUUCAGCAUCGACAGGGCCCUCAAUGUUGCCAUGGGAAACCCCUCCUCCAACGUCCAGCACGUCUUCAAGGUGGUCCUGGUCUCUGGCAUGCCUUUUUAUGGUUACCAUGCCAAGGAGAAGCACUUUAUGAAGAUCUAUCUGUACAAUCCACAGAUGGUCAAAAGAGUGUGUGAGCUGUUACAAAGUGGUGCAGUGAUGAACAAGAUUUACCAGCCUCACGAAGGCCACAUCCCCUACCUGCUGCAGCUCUUCAUAGACUACAACCUGUACGGCAUGAACCUGGUUAACCUGGGUGCUGUCAAGUUCCGCAGGAGUCACAACAAAGAAGAAGAAGAAGCAGCAGCAGCAGCAGCAGCAGCAGCAGCAGCCGCCCCAGAAAAACCAACAGCCUCCAGCAGUCGACCCAGCAUCAGCCCCUGGAAGAGCCCCUGUACCUCCAAGCUCAAUGACAGCACCCUGGGGGGCACAUUUGUCCGCUGGGAGGAGAACGCCAUACCCUGCUCUUUAGUUCUGGACGAGGUGCAGAAGCAGAGCACCUGCGAGCUGGAGGUCGAUGCCGUAGCUGUAGACGUCCUCAACCGCCUUGAGAUCGAAAAUCAGAUUGGCAGGAACCCCGGCCUGCAGGCCAUCUGGGAGGACGAGAAGCAGAGGAGGAGAGGGAAGAACCAGAACUCUCAGAUAGAAACCCCCGAGUCACAAGAUCGCGGUUUUGUCACUUCAACAGAGAGCGAGAAAAUCUUCCUGAAGAGAUUCAAGGAGAUCCUGAAAGAGAACGAGUUUGACGUGACACAAGAUUUGUCUGUUGGCGAUGGGCAGGACCAAGAGGAUUUCAAUGACUUUACCCUCCACUUCGACCCCUCGACCUCAGACGGACCCCCGUGUACUCCUGCUAAUGCCGUGGAGAUGCACAGGGACUCUGAGCCAGACUCUGUGAGGAGCAGUGGUAAAGUCCCCGAGGAGGCUGUCGUUGAUGAAGAGGCCAUCCUCAGUCUCCUGGAGAACAGUCAGACUUUCCUCCCACUCUCCCAGACGUCCAGCCACUCGCCCCUGCUCGACAACAGCCAAGACCACACCAUCAUCGAUUUGCUGGCAGGCCUGGAGAACGAUGGUUUCUGCAGGACCCCCGUUCGGCAGAAUUCCCAGUCACGCUCCCUCUCUGGUGCCAGGAGUUACCACUACAACAGCGAUGAAGAGGAAGCAGGGCCAGAGCUGGACAAGGAGGAGGCAGAGCUCAGCGUAGUAAUGUCACAGCGGUGGGACAACGAGCCUCCGGAGGGCUCAUCCCCACCGAGGCCCGGUAUGAAGGAGGCAGAGGACGGCUUCAGUGACGAGCAGCAGGACUCCUGUGACGAAGACAUGGAGUGGAGCGGGAACAGCUCUCUGUUCGCCAACCUGUCCAUCCCCCAGCUCGACGGGGCGGCAGACGAGAGCAGCGAUUCAUCUUUAACAGACAGCGGCUCUAUGACGCAGUCUUCACUCAUAGUCGCGGAAAAGAUGCUGGGGAAAAGAAAUCCCUUCCCUGUGGAGACUGUCCACCUGGAGUCACCUUCCUCAGCUAAGAUCCUCCUGGAGUGCAAACAUCCUGAGCACAGACCGGUUCAUGUGUUGGACACGGAGCAACCUCUUGACAAGCACUUUCAGUUAAAAAGCAGCCAGGACAGCAGCAGUGAAUGUUCAACAGGGUUCAAGGUUAAUAAAGAAAUCCCCUACAUCCUGCCAGUUAAGCACCCCAUCCCAUGUAAAAUAGCCAAUCACCCCGAGGCGUCUCCCAUCUGCGUGGACAAAGAGGACAUACGACCCCUGUACACCUACGACAAGAAAACCUCGAUAGCUUUGGAUAAAACAGAUCUAGAAAGUUUCCCGUUUGGUAAUGGAAAAGUCAUGAAGAACAGGAAGAAGUACGGCAGCAUAAAGAAUGUAGAAACAAACUGUCUGUCCAUUCUUCAGAACCACAGGACCUUCUCUCUCUGUUACUCAGAGCUGAGAAACUGCUCAGCUAAGACGGAGCUGGAGCUGAGCACAAAGGAAAGUAAAAGCCCCAUCCUGAGGAACAUCGCCUCGGCCCCGUCACCCAUGAAGGAGGAUGAGUUUCUUGAUCCUCAGGAGGAAGAAAUGGGCCAGGACAGUGAGGAGGGAGAUGUUGGCGAACUCAAAAUCAGGUACGAAGACUAUCAGGAAAAUAAGACUGAGAGGACUAUCGUGGCCCAGCAAGAGGCACACUACAAGUUCUUCCCCAGCGUCAUUCUCUCCAACUGCCUCAGCAGGAAGAAAGCUGGAAACAAAAAGCUAACCGAUAGCUGCAGCAAGCUCGAACAGGUGCAGCCUCGCAGGUCUAAGCUAAAGAUGAACAAAAAAAGGUUAGGGAUGGCAGGACAUAGGAACAAAUUAAAGAUCGUUCAAAGCUCUACCUCUGACAGCCAGGUUAACACUGGCCUCCCCUCAGUCACACCUCCUAGUCCAGUGACCGCAGACACGGAGAUGCCAGUUUCAGAAGAUCAACCAAUGGAAGAGGCUGAGCCAAUUAAAGAUGAGCCAAUUGUAAAAGAGGAGUCAGAAAGUGAGGAGAGGUCUGUAAACGAGCAAACAGGAUCACUUUCAGGGCCCAAUUUGCCUUCCUCUGAGUCCUCUUUUCCUGAGGAAUCUAAAGACUUUGUAGAGGACAGGUUGAGCCCAACGCAAGAUUUAUCCACUAAAGUCACCUGUACGAAACCAUCAGCGCUGCCUGGGAGUAAAUACACCCUGAGAGCCAAACGGAAGAUGAACUACGAUGGUGAGGAUGGAGAACACUCAGCUGUCACUCGUUCUAAAAACCCAGCAGGCACUAAAGAACGGCUCAAGGACAGCAACGUCUCAACCGGGCAGGAGCUAAAAUACCAGAAAAGACGCAAGAAGGAGCCUCCGAUCAUCAUCAAAUACAUUAUUAUCAACAGGUUCAAAGGACAGAAAAACAUGCUGGUGAAGAUGUCCAAAGUAAAUUCAGAGGAGCAGCUGGUGUUGUUGACACCAGACAAGAUAGAGCAGUACAACAAACUGGCCCCUCUCAAGGAUUUCUGGCCCAAAGUGCCAGAAUCCACUGCCGUCAAGUUUCCCAUCACUGAGCCAAAGGCCAAAAAACACCCCAAAAGAAAGGCAAAGGUCAACUCCACGAACAAGAAAGUGGUCAGCAACUCGUCCAAACCUCGCAUCAAACAGAGCGAAAGAGUCAAAAGGACUAAAGGCUGUCAAAGAGGCCUAAUCCUGCCCUCUCUACCGCCCCCUCGGCCAUGUUACUGUGAGCUAGCAGAAGAUCAUGACAUUGAGUACACAGAUGUCAUGGUAGAGUUGGGCUACCUCUCUGAUAGAUCCCCGAGCCCCACAGAGUCAACGCCUCCGCGUUGUUGGUCCCCAAGUGACCCUCUGAUGGACACUGGGGGUUCAGAACAGCUCAUAAAUCCACUCAGUGACCCAUGUCUUAGUUCUGCUUAUCACAAGCCAAACACAGUGACUUCAACCAAAGCAGCACAAAGUAAGUGUCAAACUGCCAAACCUAAGAAGUCCACAGAAACUAAAAGGAAAGUAAACAAGACUGCUAUGAAGCCUCCAGAGGCAGAAGAGGCCAAAAAAGAGAAAUCAAAACAAAGUGGUGCUGCUGCUUCAAGGCGGAGAAAGAAAGCUGAAAGUCUGGCUGAAGAUACUGUAAACAGUUCUGCAACCACUACAAGACCGAGAAGGUCUCGGAAAAAGAAAAGCGAGGAACCUAAAAACCAUGACUUAAGUAAAGACAACUCCCAGCUCCUUUUCCCAGAAGAUGAGUCACCUAACUCUGAGAAUUCCUCUCAGGAGGUCCCUCCAUUUCAGCAGCCAGUGAGCACAGAUAGCCACAGCCAGUCCCAGACUCCAUCUGCACCAGAAUCCAACUCAGCAGCCCAGUUUAUAGAACCAAAGGUUGAGGACUGUGAGACUUCCAUUAUGGAGGUCAACCAAAGCAUUUCAGCACCAGCUCAGAUGAAGCAGCAAGCUUGCCAGACCACUGCGGUAAAGGUAGAAUCUUCACAAGAGGAGUUAGUGGCUUCUCCACCUCCAGCAGCUGUACGACCCUCACAGGAACAAAGUAAAGGUGUUCAGCCAGCGGCAGUCUCCCCACACUCAGGCCCGAAGAACGGGGAGAUCCCUACUCUCUCUGAGACCCCCUCUGGCUUGGCUGUCCUGAAGCAACUUCUCCAGAAGAGGCAGCAGGGACAGGCCCUUCCCAUGCAGGUGGUCGGUACAGACAGCCACUCCACUGCCAUAGCUCAGGCAGCAGCCCUUCUAAGUCCCACAGCUAAACCUGCUAAAUCCAGAAGAGCCCCCUCCACAGCUCCUCGGAAACCCAGGGCCCCAAAGUCGAACACUCCCAAGGAUAAAAAACCCAGAGCAAAGAAGGGCAAGACAAGCAGCACUCAGCCCGAUCUAUCAGUGAAGCAGGAGGGCAACAUGUCAGACGACUGCCCCCUCUUCCUGUCAGAGCCAGGACUGGACAGCUGCUUCAUGGAGGACAGCUUGUCACCAGAGCUCCCACACAACUACACCUUCGAUAUAAACGCCAUUGAUCAGACAGAGUUCUCCAGUCCGUAUAGCGGCAGUCAGUUUGUCCUGACUGAUAAAAACUUACCUGCUAAGUUCCUGAGUGAUAUUAGCCAGGAGGCUGUUUCUGCUCAGGCACUGGGCUUUGAGAAGAAACUUGAUAAGCUGGUUAAUUCUGUAGAGGAUCUUCAAAGAGGAUCUGACUGCCAGAAAGCAAGACCCGUCAGCCCUGAACUCUUCGAUAGACCAGAGAACGGGGAGUCUGCAACGAAUCUCACGCUGCUCGAGUCUGAGAAAACCAGGAGCAGAGAGUGGGACUUCUCUUUAGGUAAAGCCCACAGUCUCAGCCCCUUUCAGGACUUCCACUGUGAGAGAAAAGAGCUGCUCUUCUCAGUUUUCGACCCCGUCAUCCCACUGUCUUUAAGCUCUGCGUCAUUCGUCGACCACGAGGGUUCGCCCACAGGUGAGCUUCUGGAGGGCAUCGAUGGGCUAACGUCCACAACACCCAGUAGCUCUCCACGCUCCAUCAGCUCGCUAUCGCAGGUGAGGGCAAGCCAGCUGCAGCGAGGCGCUGGAGGUGGAGCUCACAUUCUGAAGCCCCUCAUGUCCCCUCCAAGCCGGGACGAGAUCCUGAGCACCCUGCUGGACCUGGAGAUGUCAGAGGCCACGUUCCAGGAGCCCUUCUGCAGUGAUCCCUCUGAUGCUCCAGGAAAACCAAUGGAGGUUGGCGGCCGUAAGCUAACGGUGGGCACCAGAUUAACUAAGGAGCUCUCAGAGUUCAAUGGAGACUUGUCUUUGGAGGGCCUCCAUUUCUGGAAGACGGCCUUCUCAGCUAUGACGCAUCCAGCCGCCACUAUUACCUCAUGUUCCCAGGGAGCCGAGGCCCCAGAGACGACUAAAGAGCCGGCAGAGGUUGACCAAUCCUCAUCCAGUGACAAGAAGGUCGUCCUGCUGCCCUGCAAAAACCCACCAAGCCGCGAGCGUGUGCAGCUGUGGCUAGAAGCCAGGAAACAGUAUGAGAGUUUACAGAAAGGGAGGAGAGAGACGAAGGGGAGGAUUGGGCUGGAUGUGGAGGAGGGGAACUCAGAGAGAGCUGAGCAGCCAGCUGCUUCCAGCUGCCCGGCAGUGAAGGUUGAGCUGUGCGGGAACCUUUCCAGUAUCAGGGCUCAAAGGAGAAAGAAACGGAACCUGUCUUUAAUCAUAUCACCUUUAGUUAAUUCAGGCUCGCAAUGUAAAUCCACAGAGACAAGUCCUGUUUCAGAUGAAGGCAGUGUGGUUCUUGAGCAGGAGGACAAAGAAAAAGAUGAGGAUGAUGAUGAUAAAACCACUUCUCCAGAUUCCCCAGAGCUGCCUCCGUGGCAGCAGUCCUGUCAGGCCAGCCCCUCAGGCCCAGACCGUCUCAGCGAGAACAGGCCAAGCGAAAACUCUCCAGAACCACUAUCCCCUCGGCUCUCGAAUUCCCUGGAGAGACUAGGAGGGAGCCGCAGUCCCUCACUUCCCCAUAGCAGUGACAGGGAGGAGGGGAGGGCCAGUCCUCACCUCCUUCACAGCACCCCCUUCUUAAGGAGGCGGCGGAGAAGCAAGGAAGAUCUUGAACCAGUGUGCAGCACGCCCAUAUCUGAGGACGAUCCUGUUUCUCAGAGAAUCCAGCAGAGGAGGAGAAGUCAGGCGGAUCCACUGAGAAGAGUGUUGCUGACCACACAGAUGAAGAACCAGUUUGCUGCUUUGAAUGUGCCAAAGAAAGAUAACUCUCAGAUUGAAGGGCCCAGUAUAGCCAACUCGUACGGCUUCAAAGUCAGCAUGCAGAACCUGCAGGAUGCCAAAGCUCUGCAUGAGGUCCAGCACCUAACGCUGAUGGGCAUGGAACUCCAUGCAAGAACCCGCCGUGACCUCGAACCUGAUCCUGAGUUCGACCCCAUAUGUGCCUUAUUCUACUGCCUCAGUUCCGACGGUCCCCUGCCGGAUGCAGACGGCACCCAGUUGACGGGCGCCAUUGUGGUGGACAAGGACCAUCAAAGUUGUAGCCAAGCAGGUCGCAGAGAAACAGCACCGCUGCUGGUCAGGUCGGGCAUCUCUGGGCUGCAGGUGACGUACACCGCUGAGGAGAAGAUGCUGUUUCAGGAGCUGAUCGCCAUCAUUAGGAGGUUUGACCCGGACAUCCUGUUGGGAUACGAGGUGCAGAUGCACUCCUGGGGUUACCUCCUCCAGCGGGCUGCAGCACUCGGAGUGGACUUGUGUCAGCAGCUGUCACGAGUGCCAGGUGACUCCAAAGAGAAUCGCUUCGCUGCAGAGAGGGAUGAGUACGGAGCCGACACCAUGACGGAGAUUAACAUCAUAGGACGCAUCACACUCAACCUCUGGAGGGUGAUGAAAACCGAGGUGACGUUGAACAACUACAGUUUCGAGAACGUGGCCUUCCAUGUUCUCCACCAGCGCUUCCCCCUGUACAGCCCCCGAACGCUAUCCGACUGGUUUGACCACAACACAGACUUGUACAGAUGGAAGCUGGUGGAUCACUACGUGAGCCGAGUCCGUGGCUCCAUGCAGCUUCUGCAGCAGCACGACAUCGUCGGCCGAACCAGCGAGCUCGCCAGACUGUUUGGGAUUCAGUUCUUCCAUGUUCUGACCCGAGGGUCACAGUACCGUGUCGAGUCCAUGAUGCUCCGCUUGGCCAAACCCCUCAACUACAUCCCCGUGACCCCCAGCGUGCAGCAGCGAGCCCAGCAGAGAGCGCCGCAGUGCAUCCCCCUGGUCAUGGAGCCCGAGUCGCGCUUUUACAGCAACUCUGUGGUCGUGCUGGACUUCCAGUCGCUCUACCCCUCCAUCGUCAUCGCGUACAACUACUGCUUCUCCACCUGCCUCGGCCACGUGGACAGCCUGGGAACGCCCGAUGAGUUUAAGUUCGGCUGCACCUCCCUGCGAGUUGCUCCUGAGCUCCUCUACCAGCUCCGCAACGACAUCACCGUGUCGCCCAACGGCAUCGCCUUCGUCAAGUCGUCGGUGCGUAAAGGCGUCCUGCCCAGCAUGCUGGAGGAAAUCCUCAACACGAGGAUCAUGGUGAAGCAGUCGAUGAAAACCUACAAGCAGGACAAAGCCCUGAUGAAGCUGCUGGACGCCCGACAGCUCGGACUCAAGCUCAUCGCCAACGUCACCUUUGGCUACACCGCCGCCAACUACUCUGGACGGAUGCCCAGCGUGGAGGUCGGGGACAGCAUCGUCCACAAAGCCAGAGAGACCCUGGAGAGAGCCAUCAAGCUGGUCAAUGACACUAAGAAAUGGGGAGCACGUGUCGUGUACGGAGACACCGACAGCAUGUUUGUGUUGCUGAAGGGAGCCACCAAAGAGCAGGCCUUCAAGAUCGGCAAUGAGAUCGCUGAGGCGGUGACCGCAACAAACCCCAAACCGGUCAAGCUCAAGUUUGAGAAGGUGUACCUGCCCUGCGUGCUGCAGACAAAGAAGCGCUACGUGGGCUACAUGUAUGAGAGCCUUGACCAAAAGGAGCCCGUGUUUGACGCCAAAGGGAUCGAGACGGUGCGCCGCGACGGCUGCCCCGCUGUUUCCAAGAUUCUGGAGCGUUCCAUUAAGCUGCUGUUUGAGACGCGGGACAUAAGCCAGGUCAAGCAGUUUGUGCAGCGUCAGUGUGUGAAGGUUCUGGACGGCCGGGCCAGCAUGCAGGACCUGACGUUCGCCAAAGAGUACCGAGGCAGCGGCUCAUAUCGACCCGGAGCCUGCGUCCCGGCGCUCGAGCUCACCAGGCGUAUGAUGGCAUACGACCGCCGGCUGGAGCCCCGUGUGGGCGAGAGGGUUCCCUACGUGAUCGUGUACGGGACGCCCGGCGUGCCGCUCAUCCAGCUGGUGCGUCGGCCCAUGGAGGUGCUGCAGGACGCCGGGCUGCGCCUCAACGCCACCUACUACAUCACCAAGCAGAUCCUGCCGCCACUGGGCCGCAUGUUCCAGCUGAUCGGAGUGGACGUGUUCAGCUGGUACCAGGAGCUGCCCAGGAUCCAGAAGGCGUCUUGCUCCUCAGCGGUGGGUGGAGAGGAGGUGGGGAGGAAGGGAACCAUCUCCCAGUACUUCACCACGCUUCACUGCCCCGUGUGCGACGAUCUGACCCAGCUGGGCGUCUGCUCGAGGUGUCGCGCCGAACCUCAGCGAGUCGCCGUCACGCUCUACCAGGACAUGAGGCAGUGGGAGAGUCAGCAAGACCAGCUGCUGAAGAUCUGCAGGAACUGCAGCGGUUCUGCUGAGCGGCAGGUUCCCUGUGUGUCUCUGGACUGUCCCGUCCUCUACAAACUGUCCCGGGUCAACCGACAGCUCUCCAAGGCCCCCUACCUCCGACAGCUGCUGGAGCAGUUCUGAUCUCAACCCCGGAGCUCCUCGCUGAUUUGGUGCUAAUUGCUGUCCCCCUUCCUCCCCCCCACCCCCCCCUUAUCUCCCAUCUCAGUGUUUGAUUGUCCAUUCAGUUGUAAUAGUUUAAAUGGUGCUUUGAUUGAACCCUGUUGGGUUUCUCAUUCUGUCUUGUAACUGUUAUUUGUUAUACAAGUAUCUCUCUGCGUGUGCAGACUGUCGGCUUUCAGCCUCCUGUGGGGAGGCGUUGUGUGUUUCGUCGUCAUGCUUGUUUGCUGCAUCUCCGUUCGCUGCUACGAGCCGAGUGAAGCUGAUAUCUCUGAUGACACAGGCUGCCUGUCACCCAACAGUCCCAUCCAGGAUGAUUCGUGGUGUCUCGUUUGCGCUGUAGCAGUUUAAAGUCACCGGUUUUAAGGAGCUCCUUACAAAUCCCUAGACGAACUACAUUGAAACCACUAAUUGACUUUUCCUCAUUUUUAUAUUGACUGCAGUCUUUUGUAAAUAGUUCCUGUACAGCUCCAUCUAUAAUCUCACUGUGCAUUAGCAUUAAAAAAAAAAACCUAAAGCUCCGGCCAUGAAUGCAAUCAAAUCUGUUUUAUGCAUUCGGUAAAGGGUGCCAUUUUUCAUGUUUCUUUAACCUUGAUUGUAUUGAUGUCCAGUUUGGCAGAUUUGACACUUCACACUCUACAGAAAUGGGAACUGGAAAAUUAUUCAGUUUUUUUAAAAGAAAUCUGGGACUGUUGCAAUACUGUAUUUUGAUAAUUUAUGUCAUGAAGAGUCUAUUAUUUCCUUGUGCAUAUAUGGUUUUGUGUACGAUUCCGAUUUACUGUCUUCAAACUACAUCAAGAUCUGAUCUUCAAUUCCCCCUACAGCCGUACACAGGAUCUGUGUAUUUGUAUAAAUGUAAAAAAAUGAUAAUAAUAAUGAAGGAGGUGUUUUUUUGUUUGUUUUUAAUGGACAUUGCUGUGGGUGGAGGUUUGAGAUUGAUAUAAUAAAAAAAUCAAUGUAUUAAAA
Stegastes partitus (bicolor damselfish) is the source of this 10618-nucleotide messenger RNA. It is a transcript of the gene rev3l, whose product is annotated as REV3 like, DNA directed polymerase zeta catalytic subunit. The coding region runs from base 476 to 9616 and encodes 3046 amino acids. Lineage: Eukaryota; Metazoa; Chordata; Actinopteri; Pomacentridae. Gene Ontology annotation, biological process: double-strand break repair via homologous recombination; error-prone translesion synthesis. Gene Ontology annotation, molecular function: DNA binding; nucleotide binding; DNA-directed DNA polymerase activity. The record is from RefSeq and is a predicted model, not a curated record. Gene Ontology annotation, cellular component: nucleus; zeta DNA polymerase complex. The transcript has 32 exons.